Molecule: messenger RNA, 2613 nt
Organism: Acanthosepion pharaonis
Lineage: Eukaryota; Metazoa; Mollusca; Cephalopoda; Sepiida; Sepiidae
Source: the annotation of a GenBank genome assembly
AUGGUGACAAUCCCUCUAUCGCUCUCUUUCUUUCUUUCUUUCUUUCUUUCUUUCUUUCUUUCUUUAUCUAUCUAUCUAUCUAUCUAUCUAUCUAUCUAUCUAUCUAUAUACGUAUAUCUAUCUAUCUAUCUAUCUAUCUAUCUAUCUAUCUAUCUAUCUAUCCGAUUCUAUUCUAUUUCAGCAUGUAUAUACGCUUUCCUAUCUAUCUAUCUAUCUAUCUAUCUAUCUAUCUAUCUAUCUAUCUAUCUAUCCCUGCCUUUUUAUAUCUAUCUAUCUAUCUAUCUAUCUAUCUAUCUAUCUAUCUAUCUAUCUAUCUAUCUAUCUAUCGAAGUAGAUACAUAUAAUUUGCCUAUCUAUCUAUCUAUCUAUCUAUCUAUCUAUCUAUCUCUUUUAUCCCACGCUUUCUUUUUUCCCUUUUUCUUUCUUUUUUUUACUUCACUCCCCCCCCCCCUCUCAGUCUCUAAUGUACAUAUGCACUUCCUGUCAAUUUAUUUCUCUAUGUUCAGAUAUUUUUCCAAUGUUAUCUAUCUAUCUAUCUAUCUAUCUAUCUAUCUAUCUAUCUAUCUAUCUAUCUCAGUCUGUACAUCUAUCUAUCUAUCUAUCUAUCUAUCUAUCUAUCUAUCUAUAUUCGUAACUAUCUGUUUCAAUCUGUUUCUAUCUCUGUUCGUAUCUAUCUAUCUAUCUAUCUAUCUAUCUAUCUAUCUAUCUAUUGGUUGCAAUAUCUUUUUUGUUUGGUUGUAUCUUUCUCGCUCUCUCUUUCAAACAAUCUAUCUGUCUCGCUCUGUUUCUAUCUAUCUAUCUAUCUAUCUAUUCAUCUAUCUAUUGGUUGCAAUAUCUUUUUUUGUUUGUUUGUAUGUCUCUCUCUCGCUCUCUAUUUCAAACUAUCUAUCUAUCUAUCUAUCUAUCUAUCUAUCCAUAUCUAUCUAUCUAUCUAUCACAGUCUGCUCGUAUGUAUCUAUAGCACUCUGUUUCUAUCUAUCUAUCUAUCUAUCUAUCUAUCUAUCUAUCUAUCUAUCUAUCUAUCCUAUUCUAUUUAAGUAUAUAGACAUAAUUUUCCUAUUUUAUCUAUCUAUCUAUCUAUCUAUCUAUCUAUCUAUCUAUCUAUCUAUCUAUCUAUCUAAACCUUCUUCAUUAAACCCAACUGUCUCAAACCGUUCAUAUCUAUCUAUCUAUCUAUCUAUCUAUCUAUCUAUCUAUAUUCGUAACUAUCUGUUUCAAUCUGUUUCUACCCACUCUGUUCGUAUCUAUCUAUCUAUCUAUCUAUCUAUCUAUCUAUCUAUUAGUUGGAAUCUCUUUUCUGUUUGUUUGUAUCUCUCUCUCCCUCUCUCUUUCAAUCUAUCUAUCUAUCUAUCUAUCUAUCUAUCUAUCUAUCUAUCUAUAUCUAUCACAAUUCUGUCCCCACGAUUGCACAAGAAUAGAAGUGACAAGUGGCGGGAGGUCAUGAACGACAAACGCAAACUCAUUCAUUUCCCGCUGUCAUUCAUAUGUGGCACACUCAAACCGUUCAUAUCAUCUAUCUAUCUAUCUAUCUAUCUAUCUAUCUAUCUAUGUAUUGGUUGCAAUCUGUUCUGUCUUUCUUUACAUCUCUCUUUCAUCCUAUCUAUCUAUCUAUCUAUCUAUCUAUCUAUCUAUCUAUUGCAAUCUGUUUCUAUCUAUCUAUCUAUCUAUCUAUCUAUCUAUCUAUCUGUUGAAAUCUGUUUCUAUCAUUGUUUUCUCUCUCUCUCUCUCUCUCUCUAUCUAUCUAUCUAUCUAUCUAUCUAUGUAUUGGUUGCAAUCUGUUCUGUCUUUCUUUACAUCUCUCUUCAUCCCAUCUAUCAUCUAUCUAUCUAUCUAUCUAUCUAUCUAUUGCAAUCUGUUUCAUCUAUCUAUCUAUCUAUCUAUCUAUCUAUCUAUCUAUCUAUCCAUCUAUCUGUUGAAAUCUGUUUCUAUCAUUGUUUUCUCUCUCUCUGGAAAUCUAUCUAUAUAUCUAUCUAUCUAUGUAUUGUUGCAAUCUGUUCUGUCUUUCUUUUUACAUCUCUCUUUCAUCCCAUUCAUUCAUUCAUCUAUCUAUUCAUCCAUCUAUCUAUCUAUCUAUCUAUCUAUCUAUCUAUUGCAAUCUGUUUCAUCUAUCUAUCUAUCUAUCUAUCUAUCUUCAUCCAUUCAUCUAUCUAUCUAUCUCAUCUGUUGAAAUCUGUUUCUAUCAUUGUUUUCUCUCUCUCUCUCUCUCUCUAUCUAUCUAUCUAUCUAUCUAUCUAUGUAUUGGUUGCAAUCUGUUCUGUCUUUCUUUACAUCUCUCUUUCAUCCUAUCUAUCUAUCUAUCUAUCUAUCUAUCUAUCUAUUGCAAUCUGUUUCAUCUAUCUAUCUAUCUAUCUAUCUAUCUAUCUAUCUAUCUAUCUGUUGAAAUCUGUUUCUAUCAUUGUUUUCUCUCUCUCUCUCUCUCUCUCUAUCUAUCUAUCUAUCUAUCUAUCUAUGUAUUGGUUGCAAUCUGUUCUGUCUUUCUUUACAUCUCUCUUUCAUCCCAUCCAUCUAUCCAUCUAUCCAUCUAUCUAUCUAUCCAUCCAUCCAUUGCAAUCUGUUUUCUAUCCAUCCAUCUAUCCAUCUAUCUAUCCAUCCAUCUAUCUAUCCAUCUGUUGA